AUGCCCCCACGCAAACCCUCACAGCAAGCACGACGAACGUCCAACAAGAAAAGGGCAAGUGUUUCUAUUGAACCACCGCGACCCAAGAAAAAUUCCAACACUAACGCAUCAGGUCGCGACAUUGGGACCCAACUUGGUCUCCCUGAAGAUCGGCCAGAGACGCCUGAAUUUCUACGCCGCACAUCGAUGGCUACACAUGCAGGCUUCGACCAUUACAAUUAUCCCCCUCCACAGCUUGACGGUUACCCUCCACAACCCCAAGGGCCUCAAGAGCCCGAGUUCUACUAUCAUCAUUACGACCAUCCCCCUCCGCAGCCCCAAGGGCCUCAAGAGCCCGAGUUCUACUAUCAUCAUUACGACCAUCCCCCUCCACAGCUUGACGGUUACCCUCCGCAGCCCCAAGGGUCUCAAGAGCCCGAGUUCCACCAUCAUCAUUAUGACCAUCCCCCUCCACAGCUUGACGGUUACCCUCCACAGCCCCAAGGGCCUCAAGAGCCCGAGUUCUACCCUCAGCAUUACAACCAUCCUCCCGAUGAGCAGUUGGACGCACCUCAAUACCACAACCUUGUUUCAUUUGGAGGCUCCGGGGUGCCACGUUAUACACGAUGGGAUAUCGGAAAUGCCACCGCACCACUGAGCCCAACGCCAGCACCAGCACCAGCACCAGCACCAGGGCUGGUGGUGGUCAGUGUGGUUUUGCCUCGCGAGCGGGAGACAGAACGCGGUGAAUUCAGCCGUGGUGCGCUACAGACGGAGCAUUCAGUCGGUCGAUCGCGUGCCAUUGAACGUCACCUGCCUCCUACACCAACGCCCAGACCAGCACCUGGACCAGCACCUGGACCAGAACAGGCAACACCACCCUCUACAGCCGCUCCCCCACUCAAACUCAAAAAGAAGGAUAUCCAGGCCAUCAAGACCAAGGCAAAAACCAUUCUCCGUCGCAUCAUGCUGCGCACGGAGGGUGUUUCGCCAACGCAAAAGAAACGAGACAAACACAUUUCGAACGCCUUGCAGGACGUGAGGAUUGACGUGGUCGGAGAUGUUCCAUACGAAACGUUCGAGACUCCCAGAGUCCACGACGAGAUGGUUCAAGACGCGCUCCAUUUGCGCCUCCCGCCCGCAGAGAGGGCCAUCGCAGUCAAGGCUCACCUUUCCGGGCUCAAAUUCCUCCAUAAAGUCGAAAUCGUUGACGGAGUCGAGGUCACGCGUUUUUUCGAGGCCGAGUAUCUCGUCAACAUGAUCGUGGACAUGAUAUGGCAACAAGACCUAUAUCACAACAUCGAUCUAGAGAAACUCGACUGCGUAUUUGGUCUCGCAGGCGCCGCAGUUCACAACGCUCUCAAGGCAUUUCGUGAAGGCACGUACGAAAACGUCGAAGCGUCCACUGAUCAGUUUUAUGACACCUACAACUUGAUCAUGGCGUUGAUCGACGAGAUACGACUUGACGAUACGUUGAGAGAGCGCUACGAGUCUUUGUGCAAUAUCAUCAUCGCUCGCAGACAGGCAGACUUGGGAUUGUAG
This is a messenger RNA of Suillus plorans, 1521 nucleotides long. RefSeq lists its product as uncharacterized. Bases 1 to 1521 code for a protein of 506 amino acids. The record is from RefSeq and is a predicted model, not a curated record. The transcript is spliced from 6 exons. Lineage: Eukaryota; Fungi; Basidiomycota; Agaricomycetes; Boletales; Suillaceae.